Molecule: messenger RNA, 5353 nt
Organism: Porites lobata
Lineage: Eukaryota; Metazoa; Cnidaria; Anthozoa; Scleractinia; Poritidae
Source: the annotation of a GenBank genome assembly
AUGGAUAGCAACACGGUGGCAAGUUUUGUCCAAAAGCCACAGACAAUUGUCCGGUUUAUAUCAAUUGUAAGUGCUUCAGUAGCUCAUAAUUUAAUUCAAGGCAGGAAACGUAGCUUUAUUAGUUAACAUUGAGGUUAAAAAUUCUUCUGUGAGGGCUCGUCAAAUGGAAACCUUUCAUUGCUGAGCUAAGCACACGGCUAAAAUUAGCUUAUUUGUAAUGCUAGCACAGUUAUUUGAGUGCAAAUUGAUCAGUAAAACGUCUCGUGAUUUACAUUAUUUGUGCAAAGUUAAGUUUUUCGUUGGCCUUUAGCAAGGUUGUAGCAUAGACAAACUUGUGUCAAACAUGUUGGUCUUAAUUGAUUUAAAUAAUUAUAGCCUCCCUCUGUCUUCUGUGAUCAUAGCGUCUUCUGUGAUCAUAACAAGAGUGAACAUUCAGUGAGCUCAGUAUAACUGGUUACACUUUCUGUCUCUACCUCACUAAAGCAAUUUUUAAUUUCUAGUAUAAUAGUUAUUAAUGCGGUCUAAAUAAUAGUAAGUAAUUAUUUGAUUUUUUUAAGGAAAAAGUAAGUGUUGGAGCAACACUGCUCUGUAAAGACACCCAGUCAUUCUUUACAAAUAUUCCCUGAACAUUCUACAUUGGAAAAUUCAACUAAACAGGAGCAGGAUAAACAGUGCAACAAUAGAGCCUUCCAAUUUUUUCGCAAGUUUUGACAAGGACUAAUUAGCAAAUAUCCAUCAACAGCGUGGGGAAGCGCAUGUUAAAAUUGGUAAACAAACUUGCCAAAUUUGAAAGUAAUACUUAUGAGGCAAGUGCAGACUAAUAAAGCUUUUCAAAGUCUCCAAAUUUUACAAAUGCCUGGUAAAUUUGUAGCUGUAGCGCCUAUAUCUUUGCCUAAAUCGUUCUCAAACUUGGCGAGGCUACUUUUUGCAGGGUGUUCUUUCCAGCAGAGUUGACAGAUUUUUGUUGACUUAUCCCUUCAAAAGUUGAAUAACUGUAGAAGGGUCAUCUAGACGUAUUUAUUUGAUGACAACUUCACCAGGCCUCAUCAAUUUUAUGAGAAGGUUUUCUUAUGCAUCAGUCAAUUCCAGCUGCGAUGACUUUUCGCUCCUCCCUCCUUCCCCCCAAAUACAGGGCACAUGGUCGCAGGUUAAGUUGAUAGUGAGAUCUGGAUAAUAUAUUGAGGUUGACUUUAACAUAGAUGAAGUCAGUAGAGAGAUUAAACAUCGCAUUUAUGGCAAACGGCAAACGUGAAUUUGUACCACAUGAUCAAGUUUUCCAUCUACUUAUCGUUUACUGUUCAUUAUAACUACACAAAAGUCAGUAGAUUCACACCAAUUCUAUCCAUAACAGUAUGUUUUAAGCUGUUUUUAUCUGCUCAUUUCUCAAUUUAAAAAUUUCUCAACCUGAAUCUCACAUUUUCACAUUUGCCAUAAACGUGAUACUUAAUCUUUCUAAUAAUGCACAAAAAUAUCCAGUUAAGAAUAUGAGAUAAAUUUUAUUUUGAUUCUUCUUUUAGAUUUUUGCAAUAGUUGUGUUUGGAUGUAUUUCUGCCCGUGGCUAUGAUGAAAAUGGCAUUUGUCUAUAUAAUCAGAAAGAAGGAGCAUGUCGCUAUGGUAUUGGCAUUGGUGUGAUCGCUUUCCUGGGAUGUAUUGCAUUCCUAGCUAUUGAGGUGCAGUUUGACACCAUUGAGAAUCCAGAUACAAAGAAAUACAUCACCUUGGCUGAUCUAGCGUUUUCUGCACUAUGGUGCUUCCUCUGGUUUGUGGGUUUCUGUUAUCUUGCUGAUAUGUGGAGAAGAAUGAACACAGCUCCACUCAAAACAGAGCAAGUUAAUAACUGCCAAGCUGCUAUUGCCUUUUCAUUUUUCUCCAUUAUCACAUGGGUAAGUUUGUUUAGAGUGUAUUCCAGUGUCUGUUUAAUUCUAUGUGCAAAAAAAUGCUAGCAAUCUCACUUUUGAAGCAGAGUGCUGCUUUACUAAAUGUUAACAACAAUUUCACGAUAAAGCAUCUCAGACAAAUGACUAAUUUCGUACUUUUUGCGAAGCAGGAUUUGGGUAAACCCUUGUAUACCCAACAAAAGUAUUCCCAUAUCGGUCAAACAGCAAUAUGAUUACAUAGUGUAACUUAUAAAAUCUACUUGAGACAUGAUGUUAAUUUUAACACAUGUGAGGUGUAUUAGAGUAUUAGCAGUGGUGUUUCCAUAAUUUUAAAUCUUUUGUUAUAAUGCCCCUCGUACACCUUGUAUACUUCCCAAACUUUUGCAUAACCAUUGUUUCCAAUUUCCUCUGGGUUUUACAGCCAUCUCAAGAGAUAUUUGAAACAAUGCUUAAUGCAAAUAAUUGUUUUGACAGUGGCAAAAUUGCAUGUACCGUAUUUCCUUGAGUAAGCACCCAGGCUCUAAUUUAAAAUUGCAGCUGAAAGGAGUGGCACUUAUUGGAAGGAGGGUGUUUAAUCAAGGCCAUAGGGGAUUGCUAUAAGUUGUCCUCCUCUUGGUAAUCAAGCAUACCAUAGUCCCACAAAAAUGUAGUUAACACAAGGAUGUAGUGGUAUAAAUGUUGAAAUUGAAGAUUAAAAUUUAUCAAUGAAGUAGAAACAGGAUUUUCUUUAUCGCUACUGUGAAGAAAGUAUUAGGGAGAGAAGGAGUGCUAAUUAUUCAAGAGGGGUGCUUGUUUUGGUGUGGCAGUUGGGGCUUAUUAGAGUGUGGGUGUUUAUUUGAAGUGAUGUGGUAUAAUACAGUGUAAUAAUUCAAUGUUAUUACUAGUACGUCACUAUUAAAAUUUUGUCUAAUAUUUUUUUCUAAAUUCGAAUACAUCAUGCUAAACAUUCAUACAUCAUUGUCCAAUAUGCUAACUUUUAGGGUGGGCUGACUGUGAUGGCAUUCCUCAAGUACCGUCGCCUUCUGACAGAGUUUGAAUAUUCGAGGGAUAAUUUGGCAGGGGAUCCGUACUCAUCACCAUAUGCUCCAUACCCCACCUCACAAGGCCAGGGGGAUCCUUACCAAGCCAAGCCAUUCUCUGAUCAGCAAGCUGACAGUGCCCCUGGAGAAGAUAGUGCUGAUAAAUAUACUCCUCCGCCAUACUAGUGAAUGUAUUUUUAAUACUAUUAAUUAUGCUGUCACUGUUUGUCUAGACCUAAUUAUAGUGUUAAGUUUCCUGAUCAAUCCUUGCAUCUACUAGUGACACAUUCCCAUUAAAAAAAGAAAACAUUUUUUCACCUGAAUCUUUGAACUCUGCCCAAGCAAAGCGCAAAGAAUUUCACACUGCAAUGUAUGACUGUUUUUCUCAGCAUCAUUGUUACUUCAUCAUCCCAUGUUUUUACAGUUAACGUCCAGUGCUAAAGUGAAGAUCCUACAAACUCAAAAACGAUUCUUAAUCGUAAAACAAUAUUGAAAAACGGGAAUUAGUUGAAACCCUUAAAUAAAAAUGCAGACUCAGAAGUUUCAAUAAGCAUCUCCCAUUCGUUGUGACCACACCGAAAAAAGGAAAGCACUGGUAUCCAGAAUUUUUAGAGGGUUCUUCCAGUAAAUGGUUUAGUCAAAGUGACUAAAAGGAAGUGUUAAGGGCUAAUUUUUUUGGUUUAAAAACUUGAGAUUGAGGUGAGAGAAUGAAGAAUUGUAUUACUAGAUGACUUAAAUUUUGUUUGCAAAUAUUGGUACAUGUCACUAGUGCAAGUCAGAGGAAAGAGCGAACUGUUUUACUAGUCUUCUUUAUGAAAUAAUUUGGUUUCUAGUCUCAGUUUCAGUGCAACAAACUUGACCGGGAUACAACUAAGGUGUCUGACUUUGUUGGGUCAUCAGCCAAUCAAAAGCGAGAGCAUCUGUUCAAAUAUGAAAGUGUCAGAAGCCGUGAUUGAGUUUAUUGCACCGUAACAAUAAAGUUUAUUAGUAUUUACCAAAUCAGUGAAUAGCAAUUUCCGUGCGUUUUGAUUGGCUACCGUGACUCGGAAUAUUCUUGGCUAUUUACUCUUUUGCGACGGAAGCCAAGAUGGCGUCUCGUUUCGAGAAAUUUCCGGAAGACGAAAUUUAAGCGAGAAAUGAAGCAGUCGUAGAAACAAAUACCAAGAAAGCGACGAACUUCAGCUUGUUAGUGUUUACUGGUAGGUAGAAAAUUAUUUUCUUGCUGAAUUUACAACAAAAUCGCAAAAACACACUUGACAAAAUCCCCGAAGUGUUUCUAAAUUGUAAACAGGCUUCCUACGAAGUGACGUUUUUAAUUUACAAAAAAGUUACUUUUUUCCAUUUUUAUCCAACUGAUUUGGUAAAUACUAAAACAACUAUCCCGCUCAGGGUCAGUGAACAGCGCUAGAUAUAUACCUCGACUCUUCGCAUCUCGGUAUACAUCCUGCCACUAUUCACCUCCCCUUCGGGGGAUAGUUGUAUAUUAUUCACGUAAACAUCUUCACGGGUCUACCCUUUGUUAGGUACUAAACCAGUAUGAUAUGAGUUGAGUGAAAUCGCGGUAUAAGCAUUUAUCUUGAGACUGGCAAAAUCAUCUGUUACUACAGUAGUUUGUUACAUCAUGUUCCCGUUCAAUAUAUUUUACCAUUACGGCGAUAAAGAAUAUCAUUCAUUGUCAUUUUUAAUUUUAUCGCCUAGGCAUUAAAUUGAUUAAUUUUUCUCUGACCUUGUAGGGAAUAUGCUUUUUACUUUUUACUUAUCCCUUCAAACCUUUGUUCUACGUGAUUUGGAGUCUGCAAAUUACAAAUAUGAGGUAUUGGGUCCUUUGCCUGUAAGCUGAAGUCUAUUCUAACUUUAAACCUAAUCUUUUUCAAACACUUUAAUGAACUAUUGUUUAUAGGGGAGCUACUGAUCUAAUUACACAAGUUAAUCCACUGUUCUUUCUAAAAAAAUGUACACUGAGAAUGUGGCUGUCUACUUUAGGAGCAGGUUUCUUUUAAUAAUUCAAAAAUUGGACCGGAUAUCAGUAUGAUCCAGUUCUUUUGUGGGUCAAAAGGCUGUGUUGGCGGUCCAGAUAAUUACAGUCAAAGUUAUGAAAAAGUUUCUCGAAAGGAUGGCUCUUUUGCGGUCACCUUGACAAAACCUUGAUUCAUGCCAAAAACGUUUCCAUAAGCAGCCAACUCGAAGUCGCAGAUACUGUUACUGUUUUUUAGGGCCCAGUUCUUCAAAAGGUGGAUAUCUCUAUCCACUGGAUAACGCAAUUGGUUUCACUUGUAUUGUCCACCGGAUAGUGAUUUAUCCAGUGGAUGGUGCUUUCACUGAAAGUCGUCGACUUAAGGAAGCUUCAAUUGUAUUUUACUACUGUAGUCAAAGACUAGUUUACCGCUGGUUUUAGAUAAAGUGAAAAGUGCCUUUAUCAUUUAUUAAUAGAAAUAAAGGUCAGUUGUCAGAAGUGUG